CUCGCAAGCAACGCGUCACUCACAUUUAUAGGCGUGGCUACAGUAUGUGGAGGCGGGGUUUAAAAGAAACUAGCGGCAUUUUUCAACUUGUGCGCUAACGAGCAUGUCAGAGAGACUCAAACGGCGCAGGAGAGCAGCUGCCAGAGGAGGAGCCGUUGGCAUGGACUCAGCAAGGAACACGGACAGUGUUGAGCAGUUGGCUUGGAAGUAUAUGCAAAAAUGUAAAGUAGAAUCCAGCACUGAAUCCGAAUCUGACAACAAUUUUGAGAUAUUUGGAGAGGGGUUUCCAGCAACUAUGGGACAUGGAAGCUCAAGAAGAACUGGCUCUCUGGCGUUGCAGUUUCUAGAUCCAUAUGAAGCAGAUUCUGAAGAGACUGCAACGCAUUCGGAUUGUAGCAUACAGAGCCAUUUCCCAGGUGAUAGUGAUCCGGUGGUUCAGCACUCCACCCCCCGAGAAAACAAAGGGAUCGGAGCUUUUUGUGGCCCACAGGGUUCUGCAUUAUUACCCAUCAGUACCCAUGGUUCUCUUUGGGACAGUUCAGAUAUUCCAGUGGUCACAAGUAGUGAUGUUUGGAUGAAAUCUGGGGCAGAUCUAGAGACUACACCACAUACUCCAUUAAAAUACUUUUAUAGUCCCAGCAAAAUGACAGGCUUUUCAGAUCUGUCCAUGGACUCUGGAGUGGUGACUGAAGUGUCAGCCUUGCAGGCUUGUCCCUUCCUAGCAAAAGCUGAAGACGCAACAACGGCUCCACCUCAUUCUGCUUCUGGUCCAACCAGUGUGACAUCAGAGGAGAAUAGUGACUUCAAUAUAUAUGACAGCUUUCAUAUGGCGAAACGUAAACUGGGACUUAAAAUGGAUAGCAGCUAUGAAAAAUCAAAAAGAAAGAGAGCUCGAAUUGCAGAGAUAAUGGAGUAAAGCAAAUCACCUAAGGUCAUCUCUUGGCAGAAAUGGGGAAAAUGUAUUUUCAAAUAAAGAAUAGUGU
Molecule: messenger RNA, 983 nt
Organism: Xenopus laevis (African clawed frog)
Lineage: Eukaryota; Metazoa; Chordata; Amphibia; Anura; Pipidae
Exons: 6
Coding region: 104-916 (270 amino acids)
Source: RefSeq, a predicted model, not a curated record